Anopheles moucheti is the source of this 1453-nucleotide messenger RNA. Its product is annotated as histone H1-like. The coding region runs from base 96 to 824 and encodes 242 amino acids. The record is from RefSeq and is a predicted model, not a curated record. Gene Ontology annotation, cellular component: nucleosome; nucleus. Lineage: Eukaryota; Metazoa; Arthropoda; Insecta; Diptera; Culicidae. Gene Ontology annotation, biological process: chromosome condensation; negative regulation of DNA recombination; nucleosome assembly. Gene Ontology annotation, molecular function: double-stranded DNA binding; structural constituent of chromatin; nucleosomal DNA binding. The transcript has a single exon.
CGUCACAUUGGUGUGAGUGAAAUCGCAAAUCUAAACAAAACAAACCAAUCCAAAGCAAGGCGAGAACCGUACCGAAGUGUGUAGCGCAGACAACGAUGGCUGAUACAGUAGCUGAAGUUCCAGCAGCAGCAGCUCCGGCUGCCGUGGCCAAGCCCCCGAAGAAAGCGAAGGCCGCCGCAGGACCCAAAAAGCUUAAGAAGCCAGCAACGCAUCCUCCGGUAAACACGAUGAUCGUGGCCGCCAUCAAGGCGUUGAAAGAGCGCAACGGCUCAUCACUGCAGGCCAUCAAGAAGUACCUGUCGGCCAACUACAAGGUUGACGUGGCCAAGCUGGGACCGUUCAUCAAGAAGGCGUUGAAGACGGGCGUGACCAGUGGCAAGCUGGUGCAGACGAAGGGCGUUGGAGCGUCGGGAUCGUUCAAGCUGUCAGCGGAGGCCAAGAAGCCUGCGGUGGAAAAGAAGAAGGCUGCAGUGCAGAAGAAGAAAUCGGCCUCGGCAGGCGAUAAAAAGAAGAAGACAGUGACCAAGAAGGCUGCUGGCGAGAAGAAGAAGAAGGUAGUAACUAAGAAGGCGGAAGGUGGUGCUGCUAAGAAGGCUAAGGCCACGACUGCUGCCAAGAAACCGAAGGCGGCAGCGGCCACCAAAGCCAGUGGAGCGAAAAAGGUUGCAAAGAAAGCAGUGAAAGCCCCAAAGCAGAAGGCGACCAAGCCCUCGAAGAAGACGGGAGCACCAAAGCCGAAGACGCCAAAGCCGAAGAAGGCCGCUGCGCCCGCCAAGAAGAAGCCCGCAGCGGCAGCGAAAAAGCCAACUGCGGCCAAGAAGUAAAAACAGCGAUUACUAUUGUUGGUAGACGCACAAUACGUGCUCUCUGCCAUCAGAUUUGUGUCCUAUAACAACAGUCCUUUUCAGGACUACAGCUUGAAUUACUAAAAGGUUAUUUUGGAUUAAUCGUUCGUAUGGCCAAUGUGUAAUUGGUCAAGGGCGGACAACGUUUUAAGAUUCCUUGAUCUCGACUCCAAUGAAGUUACAAAGUUUAUUUUAUAUUAUUGACAAACGUAACGUUUCGUAUUUGAACGUAAAGAAUGUACAUACAUGUUAAUUUUAAGGAAGAUAGGAGCUUCAAGUUAAGUACUGUACGUUGUGCUAAUAAACUUAUUAAACUGUAUCUAAGCAGUUGGCUUUUUCCAUUAUUUUCUAUAAUCCAUGGUUAAAUGGAACGUGGAAGAAAUAGGAAUUAUGGGUAGUAAAACACUACGCGCACCAUGCCUCAAAAAUCAACCACAUGCAAAUAAAAAGAAGGACACACUUAUGUUUGGGAUGGUACAAAAAAAAAUUUGGUAACACUAAAAAGAAUGGAACAUUACCCGCGUUGCCCAGCUUGUGAAAGGUGAACACCAAAUUACGAAUAUAGAAUUGAAAAUUGAAUAAAGCAUAAAAGGGCUGGAUGCCGAUAA